Molecule: messenger RNA, 1623 nt
Organism: Diutina rugosa
Lineage: Eukaryota; Fungi; Ascomycota; Pichiomycetes; Serinales; Debaryomycetaceae
Exons: 1
Coding region: 1-1623 (540 amino acids)
Source: RefSeq, a predicted model, not a curated record
AUGUUGUUCGAACGCCACGAUGCUGGCAAUCGUUCCUCGCUAUUCAAACGCCCAAAAUUAGCUCCACCACCCAACGAUGCCAAUGAACUUCAGUUGAAACGCGGUUCAUGCGGUGGGGAUGCCACCCUGCAACUACUAACAGGCGACCUGCGAAUCCCAAAUCCCACGAAUAAACUACCCUUGAAAUCGAUGGGUCUGAAUCUUCCCAUGGCCCCGCUGGUGCUGCCACUGAAAAGACUUCAAGAUUACAGUGCUCUCAAAGAAACUCUCAACAGGAAGGUUAGCCCUCGAACAGUCCUUGCUCGCCCAAAGCGACUUGAUACAUAUCCAGUUCCCGAUCCCGAUCUUUUGGACGAAGUCAAAGAGUUGGGGGUGCAACGUGAUGCGGUCAAGGUUGAUGUUGAAAGGUUACGUCAUGCCCUAGCAACGAAGCGAGUGGCUAAACAAACUUUACUACGUCGAGUUGAGGAGUUUCGUGAAAAGUUAGAAUUACUCAAGGGUGGUGACGCUGAAAUCGCAGCACUCAAGGAGGAAAUGCGUUGUUUGCGCAACGUAACUGAAGAGAUGUAUACUAAAGAAUACGAUGGAGUCAAAUCGGAAAGCCAGGCGCUCGUGGACUCAAACAAGAACUUUCGGUAUUCUGAUCUUGUAUCAGCAAUUGAAAAGCUCGAUGAACGAAAAAAGAAGUUGCAUGGGAAGGUGUUGCUUCGUCGAUCUGAUGUUGAUAAGGCGGUAUAUGAGGAGGAAAGAUUGCUUGAUAAAGAGUAUCUGGAGUCAGUGGAAGUGCCUCAUGCGAAAGAGCUAGCAACACGCCGUAUAAGCUUAAUGGAGCGCGAGCAACAAAUCGCUGUUGAGGAGGCCCGAGUUUUGGAUAUUGAACAGAAGCUUCAACAACUUAUCGUAAAGCGACAGGAUCUUACUGAGAAGCUUUCCCAAAUCAAACUUGACGAUGGUGGUUACGAUAAGCAUGUGCAUGAUUUGAAGAUGUCUCAUGUUGGUGUCGACGCAGAAGUAACAGCUGUUGACAAAGAAUUGAGCAUAAUUAUGAAGAAGCUCGACCUGGUUCAGAUUCGUCACACUACAGCCAUGAACAAUGCAAAAAUCAGGCUGCACCAACUUCGAUGGAUUGAAUUUCAAAUUGGCGAAUAUCGAAAAUGUGUAAGAGUCAUUGCAGUUUGUCAAAGCAAAAGCAUCAAGGAGCGAUCAUUGAUUGUUGGUAAGAGACAGUAUAUGUUAACGCAGGUGGUAGACACCUAUGAUGUCGACGUGGUAAGAUGCCUUGUGGAGAAGGCAGCCGCUGGAAGGGAUACGUCGAUUGGAAUCUACGGCUUACUGGUGGGGGCUAUGAUUGAAUCAAUUCAGAAAGUCUACCAGGACGCACUUCCAUUAGGCAAAACAGCUACAAAAUCAUUGGAGCACUCUGUAUCAAACGAAGGUCUUGAUUAUGUUGUGCAAGCAGAGGGCGCUGGACGUCUUCGUGUCUUCGAAAUCUCUUCAUUCGACAAUCUCAAGUCGCUUGCCUCCCAAAUGUCUUUAGCUCUAGUCAUCAAGAUAGAGGAUGAUAUCCCCACAACCAUGCUAGAUCAACUCGCGGAAUUGGCGGUUACUCCAAAUAUCUUUUAA